Larimichthys crocea (large yellow croaker) is the source of this 12833-nucleotide messenger RNA. It is a transcript of the gene wnk3, whose product is annotated as WNK lysine deficient protein kinase 3. Gene Ontology annotation, molecular function: ATP binding; protein serine/threonine kinase activity. The record is from RefSeq and is a predicted model, not a curated record. Lineage: Eukaryota; Metazoa; Chordata; Actinopteri; Sciaenidae. The transcript is spliced from 25 exons. Gene Ontology annotation, biological process: protein phosphorylation. Bases 1149 to 11279 code for a protein of 3376 amino acids.
GCGCUGCCCUCUCGUGGCGGGAGUCUGCUACCUGCCGGCUCGCGCUCGUCCUUUAGGAUGAUGAUGAGCCCCGUGGCGAGUGAGAACGGGCAGGCAGACGCGCGCACAGCACACACGAGAACCUGCUGAAGGCCGUUGGAGUCGUGCGUUGUAAAUUAUGUACAUAAGUUCCUGAUGUUAUUAUUCGGGUUCACAUGAAUGGUCAGCCGUACAACUUGGAGCGAGGAAACCGAGGAGCGAGUGGGAAAAUCUGUAAACCGACAAACAUCGUCUGAAUUGGAACACGUACACCAAGUGCUUUUUUCCUGCCCGUCUCUAUCUCUUUCUCUCUCUCUCACACACACACACACACGCACAGAGACCGAAGCUCGACGACUCCGGUGGGGAUUUUCAAGCUGACAACACCGCGACAAGCAAAGCGUAUAAAAAUAUACAGAAAGGAGAAGAAGGGCGAUUUUUUUUUUAUUAUUAUAAUUUUCUUUUUUUUGGUAAAUGUAUUUUUUCAGUGGGUGUAAAAUAAUUUUGUAAGCAGCAAUGUAAAUCUCGUGUUUAUUUAUAUAUAUAAAGGAAUAAUAAUAUAAUAAUAAAAAAUAAAAUAAAAAACAGGUAUUUGCGAUAAACAGCUCGUUUUUUAAAAGAAGAAAAAAAAAAAAGAAAUAUCGCUGGACCGACGAGCUACGAUGCUGCGUUUGGGGUUUACUUGAAGAUAUUCUCACAACAGUUUGAAAGAAAAACACUGAAGCUUUCCCAACAGACUUAAAAAAAACCUCCUGGUGUAGUGUGUGCUUGCAAGAGCUUGGAGACGUGUGCUUUAUUUUGAUUAGGACUGCAACCAGUGGGCCCUAAAGAAAAUGUAGAAAAAGUGUGAGGACAGGAAAUAUUAAUAACUGCUGUGGUCUCACCCACCUGUGCUACUGUAAAGCAUCUAAUAAAAAGAGACAAGGAGAGAGUGGAAGAAAAGUGAGAGAGGAUUUGAUCCAGGACGGCCUUCAGUCACCUGCUGCACUGGACAAACAGUCUGAUAGACUAGAAGAGGUGAGUGGGUGACCACAGAAAGAGUGAGAGACGGGGACUGACAGAGGAGCAAAGGUUUGGAGGAGGAGGCGGAGGAGGAGGAGGUCAAGGAGGAGUGGGAAAGGCCAUUCCCCAUGGCUACUGAUCCAGGUGAGCCAACUGGCACCGAGGACUCCUCGGAAAAACCUGAUGGACAGAGGGAGGAGGACACGGAGCAGGAGGGCAGGGCUGACCCACAGAGGGAGAGGACACACAGCACCCCCUCGGACUUCCCCUCCUCCCAGACUCAGGAGAGAAAAGCAACAGGAGGAGAGGAUGGAGGAAUCCGGGGGGGAGGCGGAGGGGAAACAAGCCAGGCGGGUGAGGACAACCUAGGCAGACCGAUUUCAUUCUCCACGCCCUCCUUACCAGUCGACACUGGCCAGAAACGACUCAGGAGGGAGAAACGCUUCUUCAGGAAGAGUGUGGAGAUUUGUGAGGAGGACGAUGACGUGGCUGUGCCGCCAGAGGCGCCCCACAGUGCCCCCCACCUGGAGCUGCGCUCCUCAGACUCAGUCUUCACCAGCAGUACCCAGCAGCAAGGGGUUGCUUCAUCUUGUGCUGCCUUGGGCCAUGAUCCAUCCUGCCCCAGCUCCAGCCAGGAGCCUGGCAAGGAUGCACCUUCCUCCACAACCACCCAGAGGGGGAAGGAGAGGGACCGCGAGCAGGAAGAAGAGGCAGAGAUGAAGGCUGUGGCCACCUCUCCUGGGGGCAGGUUCCUCAAGUUUGACAUUGAACUGGGCAGAGGAGCCUUCAAGACUGUCUAUAAAGGCCUGGACACAGAGACGUGGGUGGAGGUGGCUUGGUGUGAACUUCAGGACCGCAAGCUGACCAAGGCGGAGCAGCAACGCUUUAAGGAGGAGGCCGAGAUGCUGAAGGGGCUUCAGCACCCCAACAUCGUCCGCUUUUAUGAUUCCUGGGAGUCUGUGCUCCGCGGCAAAAAGUGCAUCGUACUGGUCACUGAACUCAUGACUUCAGGAACACUCAAAACUUACCUGAAACGCUUCAAGGUGAUGAAACCCAAAGUCCUGAGGAGCUGGUGUAGGCAAAUCUUGAAAGGUCUUCACUUCCUUCACACCAGGACUCCUCCAAUAGUCCACCGGGACCUCAAGUGUGACAACAUCUUUAUAACAGGCCCCACAGGCUCAGUCAAGAUAGGUGACCUGGGACUGGCUACUCUUAUGCGGACUUCCUUUGCCAAGAGUGUAAUAGGAACCCCGGAGUUCAUGGCUCCAGAGAUGUACGAGGAGCACUAUGAUGAGUCUGUGGACGUCUACGCCUUUGGGAUGUGCAUGCUGGAGAUGGCCACUUCAGAAUACCCGUACUCUGAGUGCCAAAAUGCUGCUCAGAUCUAUCGCAAAGUCACAAGCGGUAUAAAGCCAGCCAGCUUUGAUAAAGUGAAUGACCCAGAGAUCAAAGAGAUCAUCGAAGGCUGCAUUCGUCAGAACAAGAGCCAGAGACUGUCCAUCCGAGACCUCCUAAACCACGCAUUCUUUGGAGAAGACACAGGAGUCCGGGUGGAGCUGGCAGAGGAGGACUCAGGCACCCAGGAUUGUCUAGCUCUCCGGAUUUGGGUCGAAGAGCCCAAAAAGCUAAAAGGAAAGCACAAAGACAAUGAGGCCAUUGAGUUCAGCUAUGACCUGGAGAAUGAUAGUGCAGAAGAAGUGGCUCUAGAGAUGGUGAAGUCAGGAUUUUUCCAUGAGAGUGAUGCCAAAGUGGUAGGAAAAUCCAUCCGGGACCGUGUAAAUCUAAUCAAAAAGUCACGAGAGCGUCGGCAGCAGCAGCUACUCCAGCAGCAGCAGGGCUUUGAAGAAAGAAAAGAUCCCACUCUCACCUCCCACACCUUUUCUCAUCCAUCCUGUCCAUCCUCACUUGGGCAAGGGGCAGCUGGACAGACAGGAGGAGGAGGAGGAGGAGGAGCAGGACAGGAGUCUGAGGAGCUGCCUGAAGUGGACCAACAUGUCAGGCAGCAACAUAUUAUCAGUGGGACAACCCUUAGUUUGCCAGAAGGUGAGAGCAUUGGGUCUGCCAGCUGUGAAUCUUAUGCAAGUGGACAGAGCCAGGCGUACUCUCAGCAAGGGGAAUCAUACAGCCACUCCCAGACUACUCUCCUUCCUACAGCAGCUAGCACUGGUGCAUUGACUCAUCCUCAAAUGGUUCCCAUUGGUGAGAGUGGAAGUGUUCCAAAUGUGCCUGUUGGUCAGAGUAUGUCCAACAUGUCCAUAGGCCAAAGUGGCGGAGGACCUGUUGGCCAGACAUUUCUCCAGCCCAGUACCAUGGUUCCACAGGUAUCACCAAGUGUCCCUCAACAAUAUUUUCAGUCACAAACAUUCCCAUCAGAAGCAUUUCAAACUGCCACUCCCCAUGGGUCAAUGGCCCCCUCACAGUCAUACAUACCCCCUGUUUCCCCACAAGCACCCAUUAAUGUUCUCACUACAUCCAUGACAGUCAGUGAUCCUGCUGGACUAGCGGGGACCAUUGUGCCCCUCACUCAACAGACCCAACCCACUGCCACUCCCAUGCAGCUCACUGACAUAAUUCCCCAGGCAGCACCCCAGCAAACACAGCCUGUCAUGAUCCCUCAGCAGACUAUUGUUCAACAACAACAGAUAGGGAUGGAUCCCCAGAUUUCCACUCUUCAGCAGCAGCCACAACAGCAAAUGGAGGCCCAGGCCACUCUGCUCGAACAACAACAACAACAACAACAAGUUAGUACCACUCAGCCACCAACGGAGCAGCAUCCACAGAGUGUUUCAGCUACAGCUGUCCAGACACAUCAACAUGAGCCUCAGCAGCAGAUCUAUGUACAGCAGCCUGUUCCUGCUGUCCACACAGCUCCUCAGCAGCAGGUGUUACCUACACAGACAGGUAUGGAGCAGCGAGCUAUGUCAUUACCACAGCCAGGGGAGCAACCUCAGACUUAUAAGCCUCAACCAACGGGCGAUCCUCGUGAGCAGACCAUGAUACAACCACAACAACUGCAACAACAGCUUCAGCAACAGCAGACUCUGUUACAACAGCAGCAACAACAAGCUUUACUGCUUGAGCAACAUCAGACGUACGUCCAGCAACAGCUUGAUCAGCAACAACAAAAAGCAUUGCUUCAACAGCAGCAGCAACAACAGGCUCAAUUAAAACAACAUCAACUGGAGCAGCAGCAAGCACUUAUACACAAGCAGUUGUUGGAUCAACAACAGCAACAAACUCUUAUUCAGCAACAGCAAGAGCAACAACAGCAAGGUCUUUUACAGCAACAGCAAACACAACAAGUGAUUUUACAACAUCAAUUAGAGCAGCAACAACAACAGCCUCCAUUACAGCAACAGCAGCAGAGCCAGUUAUAUCAACAAAUUGGGCAACACCAAGCUGGAAUACAAAAAGAACCAGAAAAGCAACAGCAGCAGCAAAUAGUAUUGCAGCAGCAACCUCAGCAGACACAACAGCAAAAGGAACAACAAUUGCAGCAACAAGCCUUACUCCGACAAAUAGAACAACAGCAGCAGCAAGCACUGAUAGAACAGCAUUUGCAACAACAGGCUAUUUUACAACAGCAUCAGCUGCAACAGAAAGCUCAGCUACAGCAACAGCAACAAGAGCAGCAACAAGUGCAACUCAAGCAGCAGAUAGAGCAGCAGCAGCAAGCUCUGUUGCAGCAACAGCUAGAACAACAGCGUCAGCAACAAGUCCUGUUGCAACAACAACAAGCAGAGAGAUUGCAGCAACAAGCUUUGUUACAGCAACAGAUUCAAGAGCAACAAGCAGCCAUCAUUCAACUUCAGCAAACUGAGAAACAAGAGGCUGUCCCCAUUCCACAAGUGGCAAGUAACAGUGAGCAGCAAAUUCAGCAGCAGCCGAGCAGCAUCCCACAACUUAACACAGCUCAGUUUCCACCUCAUACCACUCUCACACAGCAGCAAGUAAUAGAGCAGCAACAGCACGCAGCAUUGAUCCAGCAGCAGAAGCAGCAGCAGCAGCAGCAGCAGCAAGCAUUUGUUUCCCACCCUCAGCAUCACACCUCUGUAAUGGAAUCUCAUGUCCCAGUUGGAGCUCCAGCCAGCACUGAGAUGAUUCAGCACCAAACUCAAAUUGUCUCACAGGCCCAGGUCCCCAUGGCCAUUCAGACUAUGCAGAUACCUGUCCAGACGUCUGUUGUCCCAGCUCAGGUCCUUACCCAGCAAGGACAAAGUGAGGCUCAUCCACAGAACCAGGGCCAGGUCCCCGUCCAAUUCAAAGCUCAGUCCACAGUCCAAGCAGCACAGGCUGUGAUUGAGGCCCAAGUAACACCUCCAGUGGCUGUCAUCCAGGGACAGACCCACAUCAUCCAGACCCAGCAAAUUCCCUUACAGACUAGUUAUCCAGGACCUGCCGCUCCAAAACAGAGUCAGGUAACUUCUCAGCCAAUAAUCCAGACUCAGCCUCAGCACCUGACAAUGAGUCAGUCCCAGCCACCACAUGUCCAGGCGGCAACUGUGGAUGCUCAGAUGAUGGGCCAACAAAGUCAAGCUGUUGUCCAGCCUCCAGUUGCAAUUACUUCAAUCGCCAAUCAGAUCCAACAUGAGACUCUUGUUCAGCAAAAUGUUCAAAUGCCAGGGCUCAUGCAGGCCCAGCUGCAGCAACAAACACAAGGCCAGACACCUAUCCAGGUGCAUGCACAGGCUGCUGCUGGCCUUUUGACACCUCAAUAUGUCCCUCAGCCUACCCACCAAGCCAUGCCAUCUUUACAACAGGAUAUAACUCAUAUUAAACAACAGCAGCAGCAACAGGAGUCAGUACUGCAGUAUCAGCAGAUGAUUCUGUCUCCUGGCUCAGCUGGAAGUGUUGGAACUACAACAGAUAGUCUCAGUUCUGCAGUUGACCCUACAAACUUUGUGGCCACCCCUCAUCCUGUGCAGAAGGCUGGACAAGCAUAUGUUCCAAGCCAAACAACACAACAUCCAGCUGUUCAGACCCAGCAGCAGCCCCAAGGAAGCACUGCCGACCCUUCAGUCAUUCAGCCCAUCUCCCAGCCUACUAUGCCUCAGUCUACUGGGCAAUACCAGCAACAGCUACAGAAGCUUUCUCAAGCACAGCAACCUCUAGCUCCAGCUCCUCCACAGCCCCAAUUAUUGGCACAGCCCAUCCCUACUCCCAUCCAGCAACCACUUCCUCCAAAGCAGCCAUUGAUACCAUUUGAGGAGAGUCAGUUGUCAGCCCCACCUACUUCACAUCUGAUGACCCAUCCCACUGCACAUAUAGUCCCCAGUAAUGUGGCAGGGACCCAGUCCCCCUAUAGUCAUCUAGCGGCAGGCGCCUCACCUUCUCCACAGCACCAAGCCAAGCAGAUGCUGCCUGCUCACACACACACACAAACCAGCAUUCAGGCUCAAAUGCACUCCCAAACACAGACACAAGUUCAGACACAGGCACAUUCUCACACUCAGACACACACUGAGACACCUAUUGCUGAACAGCCUGUCCUGCCCCAUGCUGUCUUUCCUGCACAACAAAUGCCCCUCAGCCCCUCUCAUACCUCAUGCCCUCCAACAUCACUACCAUCUCUUGCAUCCCUACCAUCCUACCAUCCUGCUGCUGCCCCUGUGCCAGAGCUGCCUACAUCUCCACCAGCGGCUCAGGUAACCUUACCAGGGCAGGCCGACUUUAUACCCACCUCCCCUCCACCUGUCACUACUCUACAACCGCUUGAUUCUAAUGCCCCCAAACUGCCCCAAGCCUCGCUGCAAGACUGUGACCUUUCCCUGCUGGGCAUUGCUCAGGAUGGUCCAUACCUGUCAAGUACAGAACGUCAUUCUUCGUCAGGGUCUGUUCCAGCUAACGGAGAAGAAGCUCUUCAGCUCUUGGCCAAUGGGAAGCUAGAGAAAUUAAAGACUCAAAGAAGAGCUUCCAGUCAGAGGCCUGAGAAAGUUUCACAUCAGUUUCAACUGAGCAUGCUCCAGGUGUCUGGCAGUGGAGAUAAUAUGGUGGAAUGCCAAUUGGAGACCCAUAGCAACAAGAUGGUGACAUUUAAAUUUGACAUUGAAGGGGACGCACCUGAGGACAUAGCAGAUUACAUGGUGGAGGAGGAUUUUGUCCUUGAUGUAGAGAAAGAGAAAUUUGUCGAGGAGCUUAGAGCCAUAGUUAAAAAAGCUCACGAAAUUCUUCAAACACAUUCACUGACUGGAUCAACUGACCAGCUGCAUGUGAGCACUCCCACUGGUUCUUCAGUGGAUUCAGUGCCCCACUCGUCCCCAGUGGGACGCUGGCGCUUCUUUAUCAACCAGACCAUCCGUCACAGAGACUCCCUAUCCAGCCAGGGAGCAGUCACACCACCACCCACUUCAGAGACAAGGAUACCCGGGUCUCCUAAAACAGAGAGAGGUGAGCUCUACCCAGCUGUAGAAAGUGAACGAUCCCAGAGUGCGGAGUCCUUGGCUUCAAUGGCCUCUCCCCCCUGUCCCUCCCUUGCUGCCACCUCCCCCCCAGUCUCCACUGUGUCAGCCCCUGCCUCUGUGGCCCUGUCAGUCACUGCUGGCCCAGCUCCUAACACCACUGCCUCUGAGAGCAUCUUUGUACCAACCUCCGCUCUUGAAGCCUCUGUUCCUGUCACUGCUUCGGGUGGUCUAGAACUCCUCACCUCAACAUCUAUUGACCAAAUUCCCAGUGCUCCCUCAUCCUUAGCAAUACCUGCUGCUAACCUCCCCACCUUGUCCGCUGCUUCUGCUGUUGUGUCUCCCACACCCACCACCAUUGCCCCAGAUAUACUCUCUUCUCCUGGAACCAGUGGUUGCUCCAUUGUAGGUCAAAGUAUAGGGGACACUAUCAUAACUGCUUCAAGGUCAUGUGUACCUGCAGUGGACAGGUCUUCAACCUCUUUUCAUUCGCUUCCUCCUCCUGCUGCAACAAUCUCUUCUGCUGUAAGUCAACUUGCCAUGGAGCAGCAGCAGACAUUCACUCAGGUGGCUAAGCCAGCCCCACAACCACCACCACAACAACCACAGCCACAGCCUGCUCUACAGCAGCAGGUACCUGCAGUUCAACAGCAACUGCCUGCAGUUCAACAGCAACUGCACGCAAUGCAGCUUGAACAACAGAUACAGCCAGCAACACAACAGCAACAGCUGAAAGCUCAACAUCAAGCAUACCAAGAACAAAUUCAGCUGCAGCAGGAACGAGCACUGCAACAGUCUCUCCAGCAGUUACAACAACAGCUGACUGAGGUGCAGGUGCUACCUCGGCCAGGUCAUACAGAGCUGUUACAACAGUCUGUGCCUCUGCAGCAGUUUCUCCCCCCGAUGCCCCUACAGCAGACCCAACAACCCCUUCCUCAACAGCAGACACAACAGUAUGCCCCACAGUUGCAACAGCCACAGUUACAACAGUUACCACAGCAGGUUAUGACACCCCAAGCUGCUGUAGUGCCCCAACAGCAGGCCCACAUUGAUCACCAGCAGCAGCAACAGUUAAACCUACAACAGACGAUACACUUACAGCAACAGCAAAUGGUGCAACAGCAGCUACAGCAGCAGCAACAUCAGCUGUUUAUGGGUGCUGUGGCUUUAAAGCCAGAUCAAAGCCAAAUGCUGCCCCUGCCUAUUAGUCAACAGUUUCUUCCACAACAGCCACAGCUAAAUGUUAACUCUGUACCGCAACAGCAGAUUCCACAAAAAGCUCAAAUCCCUGCUGAGCUGGCACAACAACAUAUCCAGUCACAGAUACAGCUGCAGCACACUGAGCAGCAACAAGAAGUGACUAAAACCAUGGAGACACCCCAAAAACAGCAGAAUUUUCCACUGCAGAAGCAGUCCUCUUUACAGAUGUCAGAGUCAGAAGUGUCCACAGGAGAGACAAGUGUCACAGAAGACACAUGCAGCUACUCUGCCCCUUUUCAACCGACCUCUGACUCUUCUCUGACGCCCCUCCAUCUGGGCACCACUGACGCCCCCUUACCUGCCCUUUCCCUCACAAUGACGCCAUCACCUGCUCAGCCCUCCUCUGUGGCUGAGUCAGACAGUGAGGGCCCCCCCAAAAUUGAAUUUGUAGACAACCGCAUAAAGACUCUAGAUGAAAAGCUGAGAAACCUGUUGUAUCAGGAGUACAGCAGUGGGGCAGCGCUGGCCGGGGGAGCUGCCUCUGGCCCUACAUCAGCUGCCUCCACAUCAGCAGGAGGAGAUGAGUCAUCUGAGCCACAGUCAACCCAACACUUGUCUUUCCCUCCACCUGCCUCCUCUUCCUCAGAUACAUCGCCGCACUCCUCAUCCUCCACUACCUCCCCGACCCCCUCCCGUUCCUCGUCCACUUCCCCUGACCCAGAGAGGGAUGGGGUAGGAGAAGAUGUCUCCUCAGAAGUGCCCAACUCUGCAGAGCUGGGCCCAGUGGAGAAACAACCUGGACCAUCACUCCCCUCCACCUCUGCCUCAUCCACCCCGCCUACCUCUCUGCUGCCUCCCAAUCAGGAUGACGCUGCUGGGCCUCAGCGCCCACCUGUACCAGGAGAACCAACCAUUCUUGCUGUACCCUCACACUCUGAUACCAGUACCACUGGAGACGCAUCGUGGCCCCCCAAUCAGCACCCGAUCCCCCUCCGGCAUGGACAGCAGAAGCACAAUGCAGGAGGUGGAUAUUUUGGCCUAAACCUGACAUGUCCUAGUAUCAGAAAUCCUGUUAGCAAGAAAUCCUGGACUCGCAAAUUCAAAAACUGGGCGUGCAAACUGCGCCACUCCGCCAGCUUGUUCAAGAAGCCCAGAGUCCAGCAAGAUGGACGUUCCAGCAGUCAGGCACUUAAAGAGGAGAAGGAGGCGCCACCCCUAAAUCCGCCUCAGUCACGCAAAGGACGAUUUCAGGUGACUCCAGUGCCCCAGUCCUCUCCCCCAAAGGAGGCGCCAUCAGGUCACAGUAACACUCACAGGAAAGUGGGGCGUUUCUCUGUAUCCCAGACUGAGACUAAGAAAAAGGACAGGCAGACUGACAGCUCCCCAGUGUCUCCUGAUUUGGAGAGGGAGAGGAGGAGAUCUCGGGCAAAAGAUGGGGAGAAGGAGGAAAGUAAGAGGACCCCAGCAAUGGCUCACCUGCCUCGAGGUCACGGACACAGCCACUCACCCCUGGGCAGUAGUGAUGAUGAUAAUGAGAGUGAGCUGGAGGAUGAAGAUCUGAGAAAAGAACUGCACAAGCUCAGAGAGAAGCACAUCAAAGAGGUGGUAUCCCUUCAAGCCCAGCAGAACAGAGAGCUGCAGGAGCUGUACAGACAGCUCCGUUCCCUCAAAGACCAAAGGCAAAGUCUGCCUACCUCCCUGUCCCGAACCCCUCCUCUUCCCACGGCGCCGCCAGCCCUUUCUCCUCGUAGGCCCAGGCCAGCCAAAAUCAAGCUCCGGCCUCGGCCUCAUUCUCACAUAGAUAACAACGGAGUCACUCACUCUGGGAUUCAACAGUCAAGUUGUUUCUCAGGUGGUGAACAGAGUAGACUGCCCCUAUACUGCAACCCAGAGCACCACACUUCACUGCCUGCUAAAAGAGAUCACAGCCCUCUAAGAAAAAGCACAUUCACAGAUGAGCUGCACAAACUUGUUGAUAAUUGGACGAAGGAGACAGUGGGCCCCUUGCCACCCAAACCUUCACUGAAUCAAAUCAAACAGAUUCAGCAGGUGCAGGAGUUGGGGGGCUGGAGCCAGCAGACUGAGGUGGCUCCACCAGGUUGGUUUCCAGUGGCACCACUGAACACCCAGGCACCCCCGACCCCUGCCAGCUUGCCUGUGGCACCCCCUCCCCAUUACACAGGUGGAGGGAGCCUGUCUGCCUUGCACUCUCCAGGAAAACCACCACAAACACACAUGGCUCAAGUGCCACAGAUGCAGCAAAGUUUACACCUCCAUCAGUCUCUCCCCCUCCAGCAGAUGACCUAUCAGCAGUCCCCACUCCGCCAGCAAAUACCACAGCCCCUGAUGCAAACUCCCAUACAGUCUCAGUCGCUACCACAGACACAACCCAUCACACAGCUGCCCCACUCACCACCUCAAAGCCAACCGCUGCUGCCUUCCCAAAUGCCCACAUCUCCAGUGUCCACAGCCACGCCCCUGUUGCCUGGCAGUGGCACCGCUGUACCCACAGAUAGCACUGCUGCUACUGGGGGGACAUUUUGCCCCUGUUCCUCAUCCUCUUCCACCUCUUCCUCUUCUUGCUCUACUGCUGCUCUACCUACCAGUGCCAAAAUUCACCCAACACCCCCCACCUCUACUCUUCCUCUGGGACAGAAAUGAAACCAAGAUGAAGCGUUAGGUCAAUAUGAAGGUGCAAGAGAUGGAAAUACUAAGCAAAGUGUUUGUUCCGUGUAAGCAUGAGAGAGUUGUGACUGUAAUGAAUAUGUGGAUUCCAGUGUACUUCUGAAUGAGAUGGAGCAGUAAAAGUGAGAGACGAUAGGUUCUUGUAUGUAUAGAAAGAGGGGAAUAUGGAAAACAGCAGCUCUGUAUAAAUUCUUUAAUGUAUGAAUGUGCGUUUAUGAGUGUGGGUGAGUGUUUAUGGACUAUCCGAGUACAUAUCCCUCAUGUCCUUUUACACAAUUUAACAUUCAUGUUUUUGUUUUGAAACCAACUCAGUUGGACCUGAACUCUCCCUAAGCAGAGACAAGAAGGACAAAAUAUUUGACAGUGUGUUGACAUCUUUUGUUUAAUUUGUCAAUGCUUACAAUGAAAGGACUAUCAAUUUUAAAAGUGCAAUUAGUAAUGGUCAUCUAAAUUGAUCAGCAUGUAUUGUAUGGAUUUGUCUGUAAGGCAUAAAAUAUUUUUGUAGAAGCACAUUGAUGAAAACCAGACGCAUAGAGAAUCUUUUCAUGAUCGUUACAUGAUCUUUUAAAAGUUUAUGCCUACAGCACAAGGCGUUUUAAUGGGAAGUUUGAAAACAAAAAAAAAAAUAACAGCAUGUUACACAAUAGAGCACGGCAAACUUAUCUGGCUACCAUCAUUACCACAAUGCAACCAAACACACUGUUGCAGUGUUGUGCACCGGUACAGCAUGUGCUUCAUUUUGUAUUAUUUUAUGUUUAGCAGUUGUAACAUAGAAACAGUCUGAAUUACCAUGAGUGAUGUGAUAUAAAUUCAGAUGAAUUCAGAGUAUGAUGGUAAAUUGAAAUAUGCCAUCUAUGUUCAGUGGAUACCUGGGUUACACUCAGCCCAAGACUGCAUGACCUUAUGACUAACUUGACUUGCCUGAGUGCAAACUGCUUGCACUUGCUGUAUAUUCAUGAAUCCCACAUUUACUAUUUGCAGCCUACUGAGAUAAUUCAUCAUCAGUCAUGAGUAAAUUUGUUUUCAGUAUGAUAUGCUUUCACAUUUGACAUUUUUGCUUUCAGUUUGAGCUCUCUGCAUAUCAAAGAAUAUCACAGUGUCAUGCUGAGGAGGAUUAUGAAAAAGAAAACAACUGCCAGGUUAUUAUAGACUGGGGAAACCACAUGGGUUAUUCCUAUAUUGCCUUUUAAAAUUACUGCAUUUUUGUGGGUGUGUGAGUGUUUUUCUGUGUGACAAAAGCUUUGUGAUAGUCCCAUGGUAUAUUGCAUUAUGAAUUGCAUCCCUGUUUCUUUCAUUCUGAGCGGCCUCUCAAAUGUCACUGUACCCAACUGAAAAUGUUUACUCUGCCUAAGUUUUGGUUUCCUUAAUAAACAAAACAAGUGAGAGGUUAGACCAUAUACCGGUUGUAAGUUUGAUGUCCAACACCUUUGUGAGAUCCUCACUUGCCUCUUUGUCAACUUUGUUCAGCAUUAGACAAACAGACUUAUUUCAUUUGUGAACUAUUUAGUCUUUGACCAUAGGCUGUCAGCA